UUUUAGGGUUCUUGCGCAGGAGAAGUGAUGAAUGGAGGUGGAGCGGCGAUUCUUCCAGCGAUGGCUGGUAUCCUGGAUGUGGCCGCGAGAAGGGGCGUGAGCCUGGAGCUCAAGAAGCUCGGCCCAUUCUUCACGGUGAUAGCAUCCAACAGCAAAGAUCAAGCGCUGCUGGGCGAGGCGAGAGGGGUGAUCAGGCCAUGGAUAGACGGCAUGGUUCUCCAUCUGGAUUCCAUCCGGAUGACAAGAGCCUCCAAGAUCAAACAAGACAAGCCUCUCUUCGGUGUGGCACUCCUGAUUGGAGCAGCGGCGAUUCGCCAUGGCUACGAUUGUGGCUGCUCCAGGGCCGAGCUCCUGGCCAUCAACGACAGUGAUUUGUACCACUCCAAGCUGCGGAGGUACUACCAGAGGGUUGGAUUCGAGGCAGUGUAUGAAGUUAGUGGAGAAUCGCUGCGGGAUUUGCCACACAUGCUCGUGUGGGGAGGGAUUGGGACUCGCAUGGAUGCAAGCAUUCACCACCUGCUAGUCAAGUGGUCAAAGGUGUUUCACUCAGGUGGUCAAAUGCCUUUGACCCAGAGUUCAAAAGCUCUUUUAAGCGCUAGGUUGGAUCAGAAUAUUCGCAGCUGAGUUUGGUUUUUGAUUGCGUAGUAUGUAGGGAUUUACAACGAGCCGAUGGGUCCAGAGUAGAAAUGGAUGUCUUUAGGACGCAGGCAAAACGUCUUUGGGACAACAUGCUUCUUUGGCUGGCCAAGUCUCUUACUAAA
Selaginella moellendorffii is the source of this 761-nucleotide messenger RNA. RefSeq lists its product as uncharacterized. Lineage: Eukaryota; Viridiplantae; Streptophyta; Lycopodiopsida; Selaginellales; Selaginellaceae. The record is from RefSeq and is a predicted model, not a curated record. The transcript is spliced from 2 exons. The coding region runs from base 28 to 624 and encodes 198 amino acids.